Microplitis demolitor is the source of this 9938-nucleotide messenger RNA. It is a transcript of the gene Megf8, whose product is annotated as multiple epidermal growth factor-like domains protein 8. Gene Ontology annotation, molecular function: calcium ion binding; protein binding. NCBI's taxonomy places the organism in Eukaryota, Metazoa, Arthropoda, Insecta, Hymenoptera, Braconidae. The record is from RefSeq and is a predicted model, not a curated record. The coding region runs from base 294 to 9875 and encodes 3193 amino acids. The transcript has 4 exons.
UCAACUUUUUGACAUUAUCUAAACUAAAAUUGCAAAUCAUAAUAACAUUUAUUUUAUUUAGUUAUAUCGCACAGAAAUUUAAAUUUUUAAAAAUAUUUUUUAGUUCUUUUAUUUGAAAUGUUAAAAAAAAAUAACUAAUUGUCUAAACAAUAACAAACAAUAACAAUAAUAAUAAUAAUAAUAAUAAGUAGUAAUCCUUGAAAAUAGUAUAAAAUAUGUUUGUGGUAAAAAAGAAAAAACAAGUGUUAAAUUUAAAUUAAAAAUAAAAACGAGUGUUAUGUGUCGGUGGUUUGAUGAUGGGGUGGAUGAAAAUAAUGUCAAUAUGGGCAGUGACAUGGUCUUUUUGUUUAAUUAUAAAUGGAUUGGUUAAUCCUUCAUCUCUGCCACAAUCCUCAUCAUCAUCAUCAUCAUCAUCGUCGUCGUCGUCAUCGUCGCAAAAUGUCAAACAAGUACCUUGUGAUAAAACACGUAAAAUAUUCACCGAUUCAUGGGGAAUUAUCAGUGAUGGACCUAUGGGGUCAAACUACACUCAGGAUUCUCACUGCGAGUGGCUCAUAAAAGCAAAUAACAGCAGACAGUUCAUAACUUUGAGCUUCAGAACAAUGGGAACAGAGUGCAGUUAUGAUUAUGUAUUUGUUUAUGAUGGUGAUUCCUUUCGUUCACCAUUGCUGGGUAGUUUCAGUGGUAAAACUGAACCUCAGCAAGUUACAUCAUCAUCUGGUUAUAUGCUAAUUUUAUUGUACAGCGACACAAAUUAUGUCCUAGAUGGUUUUUACGCUGAAUUUUCAGUAACAGAUUGUCCGAACAAUUGUACAAAACAUGGAAAAUGUAUAAACAAUAUUUGUGUAUGUGAAAAUUACUGGGGUGGCAAGGAUUGUUCACGUGAACUAUGUCCGAAUAAUUGCAGUGGAAUUAAAUCUGGAAGCUGUGGUAUUAAAAAAUGUCAAUGUCGCAAAGGAUUUUCUGGUCAAUCUUGUUCGUUGAAUAAUAUAAAUCCUGAGGGUAAUAAAUGGCACUGGUUAUCACACUCAGAAGGUGGCUUGACACCACGUGCUGCGCAUACUGCUAUUUAUGAUAACAAAACAGACUCACUGUAUGUAUUCGGUGGUUAUAAUCUCAAUAAUGUGUUAAGCGACUUACAAAUUUAUCGUUUUAAUACGAGCCAGUGGGAGAAUGAAUAUGGAGAAGUAUUGGAAGGUGCAUCUGCUACUGAAUAUUUGGAUCCCAUGCUGAUUGCUGGUGAAUUAGAACGCAUUGGAUUAACAGGAACGGAAGCUGAAGAAAAGUAUGGAAUAUCAUCAAGUUCGUUGGUAUGGAAAGUACUUAAUAAUAUUAAAAAUAACUCAAGUGCUUUUAAUUUUCGCGAUGCCAAUAAAUUACACCAAUCGUCUGUUAUUUCUGAUAAAAAUAAGCAGAAUAAUUGGAGAGAAUUUAUUAGUGGCCGGGAUUAUCGUUCUACUAAACGUCGAAAACGUUCAGCUGAUAAAGAACAAGACAAUGAUAAUCCUAGUCCUCGUUAUGGACAUGCGGGUUGUAAAUAUAAAAAUGGUUUUGUCAUUUAUGGUGGUAAAUUAUCAAAUGGUUCAUUAUCAAAUCAACUAUGGCAUUAUGAUGUUGAAUUUAAAAUUUGGACUCUAAGAGGAAAAAAAUCAAAAUUUGUCCCACCAGCAUUAACACGUCAUACAUUAACACUCACUGAUGAUGAUUAUAUAUAUUUAUUUGGCGGUAGUACUAAUGAUGGUGAAUUUUCCUCAAAUUUAUAUUACAUUAAAUUGAAUUUUAAAAAUCCAGAUAGUGAGCAAUGGAGAAAAAUAAUAUCACGUGGUGGUAAAGAAUUAGAUGUACGUGUUGUUGCACAUACGACAGUAUAUCAUAAAUCGACAAAUUCAUUAUUAGUAUACGGUGGUGUUGUUGCAAGUGUCGCUCGUUUUAGUAAACUAUCAGAUCGUAUGUUUGUAUUUCAAUUGAAUCGUAAAGUCUGGUCAGAAAUAAAUUAUCCACGUGCACAUUUAAGAGACACUUACGUACCACGUGAACGUGCAUUUCAUACAUGCAAUAUUAUCGGUAAUUAUUUAGUUGUUUUUGGUGGUUACUCUCAUCGUCACAAUAAAGAAGAAAUAUGUUAUGAUAAUCAGAUGUAUUUAUAUCACUUGGGUUGUCAUGUUUGGGUAAGCCACGAAGUAUUUGGAUCAUCAAUAAUAAAUGAUAAUGGUAAUAAUAAUUAUCCAAAACAACAGGGUGUAUUUGCACAUGCUGCUGAUGUUAGGAAUGGUAAUACAUUAAUUUUAGUUGGUGGUUAUCAUGGUAAUGUCAAUGGUGAUUUACUAGCUUAUACAUUACCAUCAAUGCUAUCACCUGGUGAUAAUGAUUAUAACAAAGGAUUAGAGCCAGAACAAUUAUGUUACAAACAUAAAACAUUUACUGAGUGUUCAUCAAAUCCAGAAUGUGGCUGGUGUUCUGCUGAUGAAUUAUGUUACGGACGUACUAUUGGUAGUAAUUGCACAACAAAUUUACAAACAUCUCGUUGUCCAGGUGUAUGUCCAGCACUAGGUGAUUGUCAUUCAUGUCUAAUUCAUGGACAAUCGAAUACAAACAAUGGAAGUGGUAGUGGUAGUUGGGGUAUCAAUAUACGUAACAAAAAAUCAAUAUCAAAUAAAUUGAAUCUUGACACAUGUACAUGGUGUGUUGAAAAUGCACGAUGUCAUCAUAAAGAUGAUAAUUAUGGUGUAUGUGGUUUACGUGACGAUACAUUAUCACAAAUUCCUGGAUGGUGGGGAUCUAAAGGCACUGAAAUAAUUAGAGUUGAUGAAUGCCGUCAGUAUGAUCGUCGUCCUGGUUUGACAUUUUUAAAAUAUAAACCACCGGUUAAUCUAACCCAGCCAGACUAUGUUACUAUUGUCAAUGCAACAACCAUUGAUUUUAAUGUCCCAUCAAUGCAAGGUGCUAAAACAGAAUCUGGUCUUGGUGGUGAAAUGAUAGCACGGCUUGUUGGUUUUUUAAGAUUACCUCAAUAUUUUUGGGAUGAUAACGCGGAAAAUAUAAAAAUAUGUGUUAGCUAUAACAGUGCAACUCUACGAGUUAGUCAUAAUCUCGAUGAUGAUGAUAAUGAUGAUAAUAAUGAUGAUGAAUUAGAAUUAGUUGCUAAUUUAACUGCUGAAACGUCACAGUGUAUACCAACAAAAUGGUCAUCAAGUGGUAAUAAAAUGUUGUUACAACAAAAUGGACGUUAUUUAUUAGAUUUUGAAUCUAAACGCAUGGUAACUGUUAAUUAUGCAUAUCCAAGUAAAAUGGAAAUAACUCACAGUAAAAAAUCCGAAAAUCCUAAAGUAUUUACAUUUGAGUAUCUUGAGCCAUAUAAAAAUGGCACAUGCCAACAAUACAAUAAUUGUUUACAUUGUUUAACAGAUUCAUCAUGUGGUUGGUGUGAGUUAAACAAUAAAUGCUUAUCACGUACGUUAAAUGAAACAGAAAACUGUAUAACAACAAUUGAAUAUAAUAAUAGUAAUAUUACUGAAUGGCGUUAUUUAACAAUAACACCAUCAACAUGUGCCAAUUGUUCUAAUUACAUAACAUGUAAAUCAUGUGUUAUGACUAAUUUGUGUGAAUGGUGGACUGAAGAAGCAAGAUGUGCUAGAAUAGGACGCUUACCAAAUAGUGUAUUAAAUGUUGAACAAUGUCCGAUACCAUGUCGUCAAAGAAAAAAUUGUACUCAAUGUUUGGAUGAACGAGGUCGGUGUGUUUGGUGUGAAGCAACACAUGAAUGUUUUUCAUUUUCUGUUUAUACAUCAGAAUAUCAGUUUGGUUUAUGCCGCGAAUGGAUGGAUCAAGCUGGACUAAUGGGUGUUACAUCAAGAUCAUCAACACCAUCGACAUCAUUAUCACUAUCAUCAUCAGAAUCAAUAUUUUCUGCAAAUAAUAACAAUAAUUAUCAAUGCAAAAGCUGUAGCCGUCAUACUAAUUGUACAAAUUGUCUUCAUUCAUUGAGCUGCGGUUGGUGUUACAGUUUUGAUAAUCCAAUAACUGGUGUCUGUGUUCAGGGUGAUUUUAAUAAUCCACAUGUUAAUUGUAGUAUUGCUAUAAAUGAUUACUAUGGAAUAAAUGAAACGACUUUAAUAAAUCAUGAUUCUGGCUGGGCAUAUGCACAGUGUCCAGAUGUUGAUGAAUGUGAUCUUGGAUUACAUGACUGUCAUAUAAAUGCUAUUUGUACAAACACACAUGGUAGCUAUAGUUGUAAAUGUAAGCGUGGUUUUAAUGGUGAUGGACGUAAUAAUUGUACUAAAACAUGUUAUGAAAAAUGUAUUAAUGGUUACUGUAGUGAAUCACCGGAAUAUAAAUGUAAUUGUUAUCUUGGAUGGACUGGUCCUGAUUGUCGUACUAACUGUGGUUGUUAUAAUCACUCAACUUGUGUUAAAAGCGUUGGUAUUUGUGAUGAAUGCAAAGAUUGGACCACAGGUAAAUAUUGCCAAGAAUGUAAACCUGGUAGUUAUGGUAAUGCAACAACAAUUAUUGGCUGUCGUAAAUGUAAUUGUAAUGAUCAUGGCAAUAGUUAUUUAAAUUACUGUGAUGGUAUUACUGGUAAGUGUUAUUGUAAAGAUAAUACUCAAGGCGAAAUGUGUGAUAAAUGUAAAAAAGGUUAUUACGGUGAUCCACGUAAUGGCGGAAUGUGUUACUAUGGUUGUAUGUCACGUGGUAUGUUAACAGGACAACAAGAUGGCGGUGGUAUUAAUAGUAAACAAGGGUUAGGUAGUCGUUAUUCACAAUUAUCACUAUGGGAGAGUCAUCUUGCUGGUAGUCAGACACGUGAAUGUUUAUGGAUCGUCCGUCCGUCAAAUAAUAAUGAUAAUGAUAAUGAUACAUUGACAACAUCAUCAUCUUUAUUGUCACAAAGUAUUAUACAAUUUACGAUAAAUGAUGAUAUUAAUGUAAGUUGUCAGGAGAAUAGCGUUUAUGUCUAUGAUGGUUUACCAGACUUUGUAUCAUCAACAAGUAGUCAUCAGAGUCAAUUAUUGGGAGUUUAUUGCACUGAAAGUACAAAUUAUCCAGUUACUGUUGAAGCUAAGUCGGGUACACUUACCGUCCAUUAUAAACAGCUUGAUGAAAUAGAAGGUUUUAAUGCAAGUUACAUUAUAAUGACAUGUGGUAAUGGUGAUAUUAAUUGUCCACCAAAUCGUGAAUGUAGAAAUGGCCAAUGUUUAUGUAAAAUUGGUUUUGUUGGUAUUAAUUGUGAUAUUGAAUUAUGUCCGAAUAAUUGUACAUCAUCAAAAAAACAAGGAACUUGUGAUAAAAGCUAUGGUCAUUGCGUUUGUUCAAAUGGAUAUGGUGGUCGCGAUUGUUCGAUUAAAAUAAAAUCACAUCAAUUGGUAUUUACCGAAUUAUUUAAUUCGGAAUAUCUUGCUGAUAAUUUAGAUCAUUUACGUAAAACAUUGCCACGUUUUGGUCACAGUCUUGUUGCUGAUAGACGUGGAAGUUUAUGGAUGUUUGGUGGUUAUUCAUUGAGUCAUGGUCCAUUAAAUGAUAUACGUUUAUUUGAUACUAAAAAUAAUACAUGGAUGCCAGUAACUGUCGAAUCAACAUCCGAGGCAUCAAUGCCACAGGGACGUUAUUUUCAUGCUGCUGAAAUAAGCCAUAGUCGUCAGCAAAUUUACGUUUAUGGUGGAUUAUCACGUAAAGAACCGGGUGUCAGUGGUCUAUCUAAUAACACACUGAGCGAUUUUUGGAAAUUUAGUUUACAAAAUCAACGAUGGAGUCUUGUAACAAAACAUCCUUUAAAAUCAUCAUUGCCUGCAGCACCACCACCAGCAUCACCGCCAUUAGAAUCUGAAUCAUCAGCAACAACUACAUCCACCACAACAACAACAACUACAACAACUACGACACCAACUACAACAACAACAACAACCACCACCACCACACCAACACCAUCUUUUUCUUCUUCAUCAUCAUCAUCAUCAUCAUCAUCACUGAAUUUUGAAUUUGGAUCAGUACCACCACCACUGGCAGGUCACACAUUGACACUACGUCGCAAUGGUGAAUCUGAAAGUCUAAUUUUAAUCGGUGGUUUUAGUCCCAAGUAUGGUUACAUGGACAAUGUAUGGGAGUUUAAUUUAGAAACUGAAUUGUGGUCAUUGAUAGUAACACGUGGCAAUGGUCCACUGGGUGUUUACGGUCAUUCAACAGUUUAUCACUCAAAAUCAGAUAGUUUUUAUGUAUUUGGUGGGUACAUGUAUGCUAUAAACCGUACAUUUAUAUCCAAUAAAUUAUACGCGCUUAAUUAUAAAACAUUUACAUGGUCAGUAUUACCACCGUUUGAUGAUGACAAUAGCGAUAAUGAUGAUAAUAGCAGCAACAGUUUACCACAAGGAAGAUUUUUACAUUCGGCAGUUACUACAGAUGAGUAUAUGGUUAUAUUUGGCGGUCGUCAAAACCCAUACAAUACAAAUGAUUCAUUGAUAGCUUAUGAAUACGCUUGUAACUUAUGGAUAAAACUUAUAACGAAAGACACUGAAAUAAUAGGAACACCACCACCGCCAGCUUACGCUCACGCAAUGACUCAUGCUGAUCCUGAGAUAAAUAUAAUCUAUGUCGUCGGUGGUUUUGAUGGUGGUAUAAAUAGUCAUGUUACACAAAUAAUAAUUCCCGAUGAUUUAUGUAAUUUAUGGACUGAGAAAAAAAUUUGCCGGAAAUAUUUCGGAUGCUCAUUUUGUUCCGUGAUAACAAUAUCCGGUAAUAAUGAAUCUUAUUGUUUUUCAAACCAACAAUCAUCAUCAUCAUCAUCCUUAAUGUCAUCAUCAAUAAAUUAUCGUAUUGAUAAAUGCAAUACAAAUGUAACGAUGUCACAGCGUUCGAAUGGAAUUUAUUGUAACUAUGAUUGGAUGGCAAGUCGUAAAUGUCAGAAUUUAAAAACCUGCACUGAAUGUUUGGCCCAAUGGCCUUACUAUCGCGACAAUGAUAGUGAUGAUGAUGAUAGUAAUAGUGAUAAAGAUAUAAAUCGUCCUAUUUGUAAAUGGUGUACCAACUGUCCAACACCAAAUGGUAAAUGUAUACCAGUUGAUAAAGAUUGUGACGAGCAUAACAAAUGUAAUUUACGUAGCAAAUUAUCAAUAGUUGAUGUUAAUCAAUGCGGCGAAAGACAAUGUCCAGCAAGUGAUUGUGAUAAAUGUAGCAAACUAGAUGAUGAUUGCAUUUGGACACGUCAAGUUCUCAAAACAUCUGAAUUCGGUGUUAAAAUGACCAGCGAACCAAUUUAUGACUGGAACUGUGUAUCCAAAGAUAUAUUUGAACGUUCUAGUAUUAAAAUGGCAACAAGUAGCACGCAAUGUGAAUCAAGAUGCUGCUAUCACAAAGAUUGUUCAAGUUGUUUGCGUGGUACUGGUGCUGAAGGUGGCUGGCAUGAGUGCAGAUGGUCGACUCAAUUAAAUGAAUGCAUUUCACCAUCAUAUCAACCACUAUAUUGUGCUGGUGGUGUUUGUGGAUUAGUAUUACGUAAUUCUGAUAUUUUACAAUGUCCAGAACCUUGUUCAGUAUUUAAACAAUGCAGUACUUGUUUAAAACACUCACACUGUGGAUGGUGUUCACUUGAUUCUGAUACUUUAACCGGGCAAGGAAUUUGUACUGAAGGUUCGCUGGAAGCACCAACGGAUCAUCCUGCUGGUGGAACUUGUCAAAUGCUCUACGAUAAAUUGAAUCCUUCAUCAAUUGAACCCAUUGCAACAACAAUUUUACCACACGAUGAUUUUACGGAUACGAGUUUUGUAAUUGAUCAAGACUUUAAUUUAACAAAUGAAACAUUCCCGCCAAUUGUCGGUUUUAAUAAAAUAUUUUCCUGGCAUUACGUGCGUUGUCCCCCAGAGAAUGAAUGUUUAAAUCAACAUCACACUUGUUCUGCUAAAAGUGAAAAGUGUCUUGAUCUUGAUGAAGGUUUCGAAUGCAUAUGCGGUGAUGGUUACAAAAAUGAAACAACUUGGUCAACUGCAACAUCAUUAACAUCCUCAUCAUCAUCAUCUGGAUUAACAAAAUUAAAUGAUUACGGACACAAAAUGUGCGUGCCAAUGUGUACUCAGGGCUGUGUCAGAGGUACUUGUAUCGAACCAAAUGUAUGCCGUUGCGAUUUUGGUUACGUUGGUGCGAAUUGUUCCAUUCAAUGCCAAUGUAAUGGACACAGUAAUUGUGCUGGUCCAGAUAAACUUGACGUCUGUUUAAAAUGCCAUAAUAAUACAAUGGGUCCGCAGUGUGAUAAAUGCGAGCCACUCUAUGUUGGUAAUCCAUCAGACAAUGGACAGUGUGUACCAUGUCUUGAAUAUUGUAAUGGACAUACACGGAUUUGUAUAAAUGAAAGUAUGACUGUAUCAGAUCCUAAUUCAGUUGAUCGCAUGUCUAUUGAAUUAUUGCAAAAGCAACUUAUUGAAGGACCUGUUGCUAAAGCUAAAUGUGUUAACUGUGGUAAUAACACACGUGGUGAUAAAUGCGGUGAAUGUGUUUCCGGUUAUUUCCGUGGUACUGAAGAUUUACGUGAUAUAUGUAGACCAUGUCAGUGUCAUGGUCAUGGCAAUACAUGUGAUCCAAUAACUGGUGAAAAAUGUAAUUGCGGCAAUAAUACUGAAAGUGAACCACUUUGUACAAGUGGUCCGUCUAAAUUAUCAUCAUCUUCAUCAUCUUCAUCAACAAAUUCAAUAAACCCUGGUGGUAAACCUUGUUGGAUGGUACAGUGCAGUAAAUGCCGAGAAAAUUAUGCUGGUAAUCCAACGAUGGGACAUCAAUGCUACAAGACUGUUACUGUUGAUAAUAAAAUGUGUUUUGACUCAAAAUUAAUCGACGAGUGUAAAUUAAAACCUAAACCACUAAAUCCUGGACAAACUGUUUUUUAUAUGGUACAACCAAGAUUUAUGAACGUCGAUAUAAGAAUAAUGGUUGAUGUAACCCAAGGUGCACUUGAUUUAUUUCUAAGUCCUCGUGAUGAUUCAUUUAUCGUGACAAUAAAUUCAACUACUGGUUAUCAGGAUGUUGAGUUAGAUGGUAAAUUUAAGUAUCGUAAAAAUAAUUAUGACAAUUGGUCUCAAGAUGAUUAUAAUAUUGUUGAAUUCAAUCCACAUCAUCAUUCAUCAAAUUUUUCAUCCUCAGAAUAUCAUCAGCAACAAAAUUGGAAUACUGGACCACAAUUUUUAUUAAUGGAACGUUAUGCUACUGAUAAUUUAGCAACAUUUGUAACAAUCGAACAAAGAAAUACAUUUUUGAUAAUACGUAAUCUUACAAACCGUUUGGUAUUGACAUUACCACAAGACAAACAUGAAUUAGGUCUUACUAAAUUCCAUAUUGCUCUCAGAGCAAUCGAUCCACCUUACAUUGAAUCAACAACAAAUGGACGUGCCGCCUAUGGAAUGAUAUUUUUUCGUCAAGAUCAAUUACACAUUGAUCUAUUUGUAUUUUUUUCUGUAUUUUUCUCUUGCUUUUUUCUAUUUUUGGCAGCAUGUGUCGUUGCCUGGAAGACAAAACAAGCGGCAGAUGUACGUCGAGCACGGCGACGUCACGUUGUUGAAAUGCUGCAUAUGGCUAAACGUCCUUUUGCCUCGGCAAUUAUUCUUUAUGAUCGUGACAAUAAUAAUUCUGAUGACCGCAGUCCAACGUCACCUCAGCAACGUAAACCUGGACGUGCUCGUAAUCAAAAAAUUGUUAAUUUUCACAGCGACGUUAGACCAGUUGCCGUUGAACCAACAGACGACGGUGUUGCUGCAGUAGCAACAGUAUUCAUAAGACUUCCUGGUGGUCCACAUGCUCCAGUUAAAUUAGCUCUCGGUAGUUCAUUGAUUCUAUUGACUCGUGUCUAUCCCGUCAACAGUCGUGUGUUUUUACGUCGUCGAAACAGUCACGCUUUAAGUUAAAAAUAAAUAAUAUAUUUUUUAUUUAAACCAUGACCGAUUUUACAUCACAAGUAAAUGUAUUAU